AUGCGCCGUGACUUGGAAAAAGAAAGAGAACACAAACGCCGAGAAAACGAAGAAGCCGCAGAAGCAUUCCGACGUGGGCAGGAAGAACUUAAAGAGAAGAACCGCCGGGAGGCGGAAGAAAGACGACGGGCUCAGCAAAAAGCCGACGAAGAAGCCAGAGACAGAGCCCGCCGGGAAGCGGACAGGAAGCAGCGAGCUGAGGAAGAAGCCAGGGAAAGAAGUCGCAGGGAAGUCGAAGAAAAACGCCGAGCGGAUCAGAGAGCCGAAGAAGAAGCUACGGAGAAACGCCGCCGGGAAGAAGAACAACGACGUCGGGCGAAACAAAAAGCCGACGAAGAAGCCAGGGACAAAGCCCGCCGGGAAGCGGACAGAAAGCAGCGAGACGAAGAAGAGGCCAUGGAGAAGCGCCGCCGGGAAGUGGAGCAAAGGCGACGGGACAAGGAGGAAGCUAUGGAGAGAGACCUCAGGGAGGCGGAAGAAAGGCGGCGGCAGGCCAAGAAAGAAGCCGAUGAAGAAGCCAUUGCGAGAAGACGACGGGACCACGAGAGAAAGAUGGCUGAAGAUGAGCAGGAGUUGCUAAGAAAGAUGGCAGAGGAUGAGGAAGCUCUUGAGCGACGCAAGAGGGCAUAUGAGAAGAGAAUAGCAGAAGAGGAAGAAAUCGAGAGACAGCGCAAGGCGGAGCUCGACCGACUAGCCAAAGAACAACGCGAUCUGGAUUUGAUGAUCCAAAAGUCCAGAGAAGAAGCAGAUAGGAAGAAGAGAGAGGAGGAGGAAGAGGCGCAGCGAGCUCUGAGGGAACAGGAGAGAUGGGAGCAGGAGAGGAAGUACCGAGAGGAACUACUCCGAUCAAGGACCGCCGCACCACCAUCACCACCCGCCACACCACCCGCGCCCCCAGCCCCCGCCCCCAAACCCGCCGUCAACAAAUCAGCACCCCGCCCCCCUCCAGCACCCAAGCCCGCACCAAAAGAAAUCAACUACUCUCUCCCCGCUGUUGGCGACCAAACAUAUGGUCACAUGAUGCUAGGCAACCGUCGUGCCCCCAUGCACCCCUCGCAAGAGAUCCCCGGAACGCCAACAACCUCAGGCAUCCCCAUGUCACCCACGAGCCCGGCACCAUUCGCACGUCUCGGUGGCGCCAUCGCGGCUUCUGAUGUCCCCGUCGUGAGGGAGGUUAGGGGCCAGAUCCCGCCUGUCAUGCCCGUCGCUAUGGACUCGAGGGCAGGAUUCAGGCGGACGAGCGAAACGAGGAGGCCGCCGCCGCCCGUGCCGCAGCGCAAGCCAUCAUCAGGCAUGGAGGGCAUGGAUCCUGUUUUGAAGGCAAAGUUGGAGAAGAGGAGGGCUUGGGAACCAGAAGAGGAGGAGAAGAAGGAUGUCUCGCCGCCGAGGUCUCCUGGGCAAGAGCCUAACGCACGAAGGCUGAGUCCGUCUGAAUUUGAUACUAAACGUAAGACGGGCUGGAAGAAGGACGAGGCGUGA
Alternaria hordeiaustralica is the source of this 1479-nucleotide messenger RNA. RefSeq lists its product as uncharacterized. The record is from RefSeq and is a predicted model, not a curated record. The transcript has 2 exons. Bases 1 to 1479 code for a protein of 492 amino acids. NCBI's taxonomy places the organism in Eukaryota, Fungi, Ascomycota, Dothideomycetes, Pleosporales, Pleosporaceae.